This is a messenger RNA of Ochotona princeps (American pika), 1559 nucleotides long. It is a transcript of the gene SOX18, whose product is annotated as SRY-box transcription factor 18. The transcript is spliced from 2 exons. Gene Ontology annotation, molecular function: DNA-binding transcription factor activity, RNA polymerase II-specific; RNA polymerase II cis-regulatory region sequence-specific DNA binding. The record is from RefSeq and is a predicted model, not a curated record. Bases 360 to 1508 code for a protein of 382 amino acids. Gene Ontology annotation, biological process: lymphangiogenesis; positive regulation of transcription by RNA polymerase II; vasculogenesis. Lineage: Eukaryota; Metazoa; Chordata; Mammalia; Lagomorpha; Ochotonidae.
UUCAAGCCUGCCCGGCCCCCGCUGGCGGCCCUUUGCCACUCGGGGGUCUCCUUCAGAGUUGAGGGGGGGAAGCGGGGGUGGGGGUGAGUUACGAGUAGGGAGAUUUCAGCGGAAUCAAGCUGGGACCUGAGAAGAAAGGGAGCCCCCGGGGAGGGGGCGGCCCCAGCCCGUCCGGCCCGCCCGCCCCGCCGCCCAUUGGCCCCGCGUGGCUAUAUUUGAGCGCGCGAGCGGCGCGGGCCACCGCCGUCCCAUCUGCCGUCCCCUCCGCUGCCCACCGCCCGCCGCCCGCGCCGUCCGCGCCCGCAGCAACAGCCGCCGCGCUCCCGCGCUCCGUUCCGCACAGGCCGUGCCCAGCUGGAAUGCAGAGAUCGCCGCCCGGCUUCGGCGCACACGACGAGCCGACCGCCCGCCGCGACUGCGCGUGGGCCCCGGGCUCCGGGGCCGCCGCCGAGCCGCGCGGCCUCCCCGCCGCCCCCGCCGCCCCUGCCGCGCCCCGCAGCCCGCCGCGCAGCCCGCCGCGCAGCCCCGAGUCGGGACGCUAUGGCCUCAGCCCUGCGGGCCGCGCAGAUCGCCAGGCGGCCGACGAGUCGCGCAUUCGCCGGCCCAUGAACGCCUUCAUGGUGUGGGCCAAGGACGAGCGCAAGCGGCUGGCGCAGCAGAACCCGGACCUGCACAACGCGGUGCUCAGCAAGAUGUUGGGCAAAGCGUGGAAGGAGCUGAACGCCGCCGAGAAGCGACCUUUCGUGGAGGAGGCGGAGCGGCUGCGUGUGCAGCACCUGCGUGAUCACCCCAACUACAAGUACCGGCCGCGCCGCAAGAAACAGGCGCGCAAGGCCAGGCGGCUGGAGCCGGGCCUCCUGCUCCCGGGGCUCGCACCUCCGGCGCCGGCGCCGGCGCCGCCUUCGGAGCCCUUCCCCACGGGCCCCGGUUCAACCCGCGCUUUCCGGGAGCUGCCGCCUCUGGGCGCCGAGUUUGAAGGCUUGGGGCUGCCAACGCCCGAGCGCUCGCCGCUGGACGGCCUGGAGCCCGGCGAGGCCGCCUUCUUCCCGCCGCCUGCAGCGCCCGAGGACUGUGCGCUGCGAGCCUUUCGUGCGCCUUACGCGCCUGCGGAGCUGUCCCGAGACCCCGGCGCCUGCUACGCCGCGCCCCUGGCCGACUCGCUCAGGACCGCGGCUCCCGGAGCAUCUCUCACUGGCCUUUACUACGGAGGCCUGGGCGCACCCGGCCCCUACCCCGGGCCGCUCUCGCCGCCGCCCGAGGCGCCGGCGCUGGAGGGCACCGAGCCGCUGGGCCCCGCAGCCGAUCUGUGGGCCGAUGUGGACCUCACUGAGUUCGACCAGUACCUCAACUGCAGCCGGACUCGGCCCGACGCCACCGGGCUUCCUUACCACGUGGCACUGGCCAAGUUGGGCCCCCGCGCCAUGUCCUGCCCGGAAGAGAGCGGCCUGAUUGCUGCGCUGUCGGACGCCAGCAGUGCUGUCUACUACAGCGCCUGCAUCUCAGGCUAGGGCAGCGCGGGGCACGGGCGGGUUCCCAGGGGCUGCUGCUCAAGCUCCUUA